This is a messenger RNA of Colias croceus (clouded yellow), 2548 nucleotides long. RefSeq lists its product as uncharacterized. The coding region runs from base 327 to 1298 and encodes 323 amino acids. The transcript has 8 exons. The record is from RefSeq and is a predicted model, not a curated record. Gene Ontology annotation, molecular function: serine hydrolase activity. NCBI's taxonomy places the organism in Eukaryota, Metazoa, Arthropoda, Insecta, Lepidoptera, Pieridae.
UUAGUUUAUUUUUUAUCACUUCUGUAAUCGGCCUUCGCCCGAAGUUGAAGUUUCGAAUCUGUGUUUCAAACGUAUCAAAAUUAUUUUAAUUUAUUUUAUGUAAAAAUAAAUUGGAAAAAUACAUGAAAGUUUAAGAUUUCUGAUUUAUUAAUUUAUCUACAACCUGUGUUAUAUUUUUCGAAACAUUUCUAACUUCUCGGCCUUUUUCUCUUUAUAAAAAUGCAUGCAUAGAAGUGUGACAAUUUUUUCGAAUCUAUAGGAUUCCAGUUCAUUGCUUUCUUUAUAAUUGCAUUUUAUAAGUGGAAGUUUACACGUAUCCGGUAAAAAUGGGUCUGUUUAAAACAGCUGUUACUAUUGCUGUAAGUGGAGGAAGAAUGGGGACGAAAUAUAAUGGAAAUUUCCGAUUGCGUCCCCUACUCUCGUGCGCGCCGGUAGCCAUGGCGUGGAGCGACCGAGGCGCGCACACGCAGGACGUCACCAAGAACAUACAGUACAUCAGCAAUGACAAGGUCAAGCUCAACACGGACCCGAAGACUAUGAAACUGGACAAACAGCUAAACCGUCCCCGAUGUAUAAUGAUCAACUGGCUGCUAGCGCGGCAGAAGCACGUUAUGAAAUACGCUAAUCUGUACCUAGAGCAGGGCUUCGACGUGGUCUCCGUGUCGUGCACGCCCUGGCAACUCAUGUGGCCCUUGAAGGGAUCGCAGCUAGUAGCCGGUGACCUACUACGUUUCAUGUCUGCGAACGACAACGAGCAACCGCUAGUGGUGCACGGCUUCUCGGUGGGCGGAUACCUGUGGGGCGAGCUCUGCGUGCACGUCAUGAAGGAUCAGCAGCUUUACCAACCGCUCCUCGACCGUGUGGCGGCUCAAAUAUGGGAUUCCGCGGCCGAUAUAACUGAGAUAACCAUUGGAGUGCCAGCAGCCGUGUUCCCGAAGAACAAGAUCAUGCAGAAGACCCUCAAGGCGUAUAUGGAAUAUCACCUGAAGACGUUCCACGACGCGGCCACCGUGCACUACAUCCGCUCGUCGCAGCUGUUCCACACAAACUUGUGUCGCGCUCCCGCACUAUUCCUGCUGUCGGCGUCCGACCCGGUCGGCGCCGAGCGCAGCAACCGCGCCGUCUGCGACUCCUGGCUCAAGAUGGGCAUCAAUUGCACCUGGCACUGCUGGGACCGGUCUCCACACGUGCAGCACUUCACAAAGCACCGAGAGGAAUACGUGUCUCUAGUACGAGCUCAUCUCGCGAGACACCUGCCCGGUGUUCAGCAAGAGAGACAUGAACGCGCUGCUGUUUGAACGAACAUACAUACACACACGUGUAUACACGUAGAUACACACGCGUAGGCCUUAGAUAUACACGCAAACACAUACACAUGGGUAGACACGGGCAUUCAUGCAUAUACACAGAAACACAGGUAUACUCGAUAUUCUUCGACCAUUAAUACACUAGAUAUUCAUGCAAACACACACACACACAUACACGUAGAGACGGAUAUACACACAUUAACACUUGAUAUACAUACACACAUACACACGAAUACUAAUUUCACUCACACAUGCUUAAUGCCACUCAUCAGCCCAUGCAUACACAAACACACAUGCUUACUUAAAGUUCCCCUCUUUUCACACACACAUGCACCUAAGAUUGAUCGACACUUUCACAUACACUUUCAACACAGGGCUUGCAUGAACUACUAACACUUAAUAUUUAACACACGAAUUGUAAAAUUAGUUACAACACAAAUCAAAUGUUUGAUACUGAUAAACUAAAAAUAUUAUUUUAUAAAUGUGUUGUUUAUUCCAAUGUUUUUUGCUAAUUGUUAGAUAUUUUUAGCAGUAAAUAUUAAUGGCUGCUGAUACGUUUUGUUUGCCUCAAAAAUAAGUUCAUUUUUCAUCAUGUUUCACGUAUCAUUGUAUGUAAAAUUAAAUAAAUGUAACAGAAUAUUAAAGUUUUUGAACGUUUAUAAUGUAUUUAUAAAAUAAAAACGUUUUGUACACCUAUUUAAAAAAGUAUACCUUGUAUUUAAUUCCAACCGAAUUUGUAUUUUUCAUUUAAGUUCCUUAUAAUAUGUAUUGCACUCAUAGUAUAUUUUAUAUUUAUAAGUUAUUGCAAUAAGAGUGGUGAUUAUGUAGCGGGUUAAAUGUAUCGACUGAUUGGUAGAAUUUAAGAUUAAUAUUAAAAUGUUUUUUGUUGUUUAAAAAUUAAAAAAAUAUAUACCAGCCGAAUUGAUAACCUCCUCCUUUUUUGAAGUCGGUUAAUAAGUAUUGUACACAUUGGGCACAUGUAAUUACACAUAAAUACGUACAUUUCAAGUAAAACUCUUCACUUAUAGUUAUUUUUAAAACUAGAUAAAUAAACAUAUGGCUAGGACAUCAACAGGGUGAAUGUAAUGCAGUAAACAAAUUAAAAUUGUUUAGAUUUAAUUACAUAUAAAAACUAUAUCGACAAACAUGUCUUGAUAUUUAUGUUUUAUGUCCUAAUAUAAGUGUAGCUCGAUUAAAGUAUUUAGAAAUAGGUUUUUUAUAAUAAAAUAUUUUUGAAGUUA